AGUUACAACCAACAUCAUCGGUGAUCUCGGUGAAACCAAUCAGGCAUCCGAUUCCUUUGUUCCUCUAUUUCUCCAAUCCCCAAGAAAAUAAUGCUGUCUUCCAUGGAGAAUAACCCUGGCUCUUCACUGGAUCAUAUCCACUUCCCUCACCUCCCACCUGGUUUCAGGUUCCACCCAUCUGAUGAAGAACUCAUAGUCCAUUAUUUGAAGAAGAAAGUCACUUCAAGUCCUCUCCCUGCUUCUAUCAUCGUCGAAAUAGAUCUAUACAAGCAUGAUCCAUGGGAACUACCAACAAAAGCUGUGUUCGGAGAGGAUGAAUGGUACUUUUUCUCCCCAAGAGAUAGGAAGUACCCGAAUGGAGCAAGGCCUAACAGGGCAGCUGCUUCAGGGUACUGGAAGGCGACUGGAACAGAUAAACUAAUCCUCACUUCAUGUGGAACAAAGGCUAUUGGAGUGAAGAAAUCCCUUGUGUUCUAUAAAGGCCGCCCUCCUAAAGGAACCAAGACAGAAUGGAUCAUGCAAGAAUAUAGAUUGCUUGAUUCCAUAUUUUUCUGUACUUCCAGGAUAGCUAUGAGGAAAAAGAUCAGCUUUCCUGAGAAUGUUUCGAGUAAUGAAAUAAAUGGCCACCUCCCAGGAUUGAUUCAGUCAUGGCCUUCAAAUCCUUACCCAGAUGGUGAGAUGAUCAAAGGUUAUCUAUACAAUGACUGCCCCAUGUUGCCUUACAUCUUUUCCUCCCCCGGUAUUCCCUACACUGAAAAAACCUCAAGCCUAAGCCUCCAAAGCAGCCCGAAUUCUUGCAUUUCUGUCCAUCAGGAGGAUUAUGAGAAGCAGAACCUGCAGAUUCCAGAUUCUUUGGAGAACUUCUUUAACCGUUUGAAAAGAAAGCUGAUGGAGCAAAACCAGGGGAAGAGUUCUACUGUCCUACCAAGCAAUAAACUCGUGAAUGGAGAUGCUGCUAUGCAUUGCAGUGACAUUAAUAACUGUCGUGGAAGAAACAGAGACCAGUCUGAGGGCACCAAUUUCAGUCCUGAUGUAUGGAAUUCCACCUUCCAGUACCAAGAACUUAAUCACUUGGACUUCAGAGGAACCUCUACAUAGGUUUUACAAGAAAACCCAUACAUUGACAUUAUUGCAAAAGCUGCUAAAGACUGCAGAUAAAAGUAUUUGAAACCCAAAAAAAAAAAAAAAAACCUAUAUAUGGUGAUAUCGUGUGAUUAUAAGGUGGACAGAAUACAGAUGGUGAUUUAUU
Molecule: messenger RNA, 1249 nt
Organism: Rubroshorea leprosula
Lineage: Eukaryota; Viridiplantae; Streptophyta; Magnoliopsida; Malvales; Dipterocarpaceae
Source: the annotation of a GenBank genome assembly